CCGGACGGCUGCCGUUAGCGUUGCUGUGAGUGGUCCGUUGCCUUGUCAAUCAUCGAGGUUGCUACAUUUCCUGUGUAACAGAGCGAGCUGUGUGAGGCUGCUGGAGUUUAAUUCUUGAAGGCAAUGGUUCGUUUUAAAUCUAGGUACCUCCUGUGCGAGAUAGUGUUUGAGAACCCACAGUUCCGGCAGUGUGUUGAGGAGAGAAACGUCUAUAAAACAGUUAAAGAUGUAAUCGUUCGAGCGCAUGGUGACUUUGGGUUUGGCUGUUGCUCAUUAUCCCUGGCAGUCAAGUACUUAAAUGCCUACACAGGGAUAGUCUUAUUAAGGUGUCGAAAAGACUUCUACCGACUGCUGUGGUCAGCCUUGCCAUUUAUCACCUACCUGGAGAACAAGAACCAGAAAUACCCAUGCUUUUUUAACACGUUACAUGUGGGAGGUACCAUCCGAACCUGCCAGAAGUUCCUCGUCCAGUAUAACCGCAAACAGUUGCUGCUUCUCAUGAAAGACUGUAAAACUAAAGGGGAGAGGGAGUCUAUUCAAAGAUCUAUCUUGAGUUGCUCUCUAAAGGAAUUGGAGGGAGAUCAGUCAAAGUACAGAGCUGAAGAACUGCAGGGAGCAGACUGAUUAAAUGCCUUAUGGAAAUACAUCAUUGGAUAAGAGUGAAGAACUGCACAGUGUAAAUACUUCUUCCCACCUCCCCUGUACAAUCAAGGUGUUUGGCUGUAAUACAAACUGCUUAAGAUUACACGUUAAUCUUCAGCUCAGGCUUAUAGAGCUAAGAUCCAUGAAUAGGUGUAAAGAGCAAACUAUUACACUAUUCCCAUUUUUGAGAAUCUCCUGACUUCAUUACAAGGAUGUCUUGUUGGUACAGUAUUGGAAUAUGGAUAAAGGAACCCACCUGAACAUUUCUGCAGCAAUUUCAACAGUUCAUACCAAUAAGGAACAUAGCUCAGUCAUAUGGAUUCAAAAUAUUAACUGUUGCUCUCCACACGUGCUGUUAUACCUACUGAGUUUUUCUAGCAUAUUCUGUUUUUGUAUCAAUUAAAGUUAGUCCAACACCCCAUUGCCUAAGUCUUGCCUCGCUCAUCCAUCGUUCCUGUCAUUGGAAGCUGGUUCUGUUGGACACGGCCCUAUCCAGGAAUAUGGAAAAGCUAGCACUGGUCUGCAGUGGUUGGAAGGACUUGAGUAUUGCUUUGUUCAUUUGCUUUCCAUGUUUGAAAGACAUAGUGCUAAAGAGACAAUCUGCUAACAAGGCUUAUGGCAGGAAAAAAAAUGCCUGUUUUUGUGGGAAAGCAGGGGAGGUCACCAGCACUGUUUUAUAGGAAUCUCAAUGUAAUUGCUACUUAUAGAAUGUGAGUAAAGUUACCUAGAACAUACUGCAGUUUCAUAAAUUUGUUAAUCCUGCCUUGUGUACAAACUAUUGGAUUAAAACAGCUACAAAAUGAAA
Carcharodon carcharias (great white shark) is the source of this 1447-nucleotide messenger RNA. It is a transcript of the gene pop5, whose product is annotated as POP5 homolog, ribonuclease P/MRP subunit. The record is from RefSeq and is a predicted model, not a curated record. Gene Ontology annotation, cellular component: ribonuclease P complex. The coding region runs from base 124 to 624 and encodes 166 amino acids. Gene Ontology annotation, biological process: tRNA 5'-leader removal. Gene Ontology annotation, molecular function: ribonuclease P RNA binding. The transcript has 5 exons. Lineage: Eukaryota; Metazoa; Chordata; Chondrichthyes; Lamniformes; Lamnidae.